AUGUUUAAGCUGUGUGGACUUCAAUUUCUGCUUGUCAUUCACUCGGCUAUGUGCCAGAAUUUGGAGGACCUGCAUAUAACUGGGCCUCUGAAGGACAUAGAUUUCUCUAUUCCAGAAGGAGAGGGAAUGCGCUUCAUUUACCAGUUCACAUCUGAGCCACCUGCUGUGAGUUUCAGAGCGACUGGUGAAAAAGAUGGAAUAAUUGACAUUGUGCCGAAGACAGGCAUCCUGUAUCUCAAUGGGUCUCUGGACUGGGAGACCAAAGCAGUGCACAGGCUGCAGGUGGAAAGUCUGGAUGAAAAGGGAAAUGUAGUGAAAGGUCCAUACACUGUUACAAUACUUGUGGAGGAUAUCAACGACAACCCACCAGAAUUUGACCAGAUAAAGUACACUGGAGUAGUGAGGCAGAACUCCCGUCCAGGCAAGCCCUUCAUGUACGUCCACGCCACUGACCGCGAUAAUCCUACAACUCCCAAUGCAAAGCUGAUGUACAGUAUUCUCCAUCAUUUUCCCAACCCUUAUUCAGAAAUGCUUUUCCAAAUCGAUAAUGUAACUGGAGCAAUCUCACCAAGUAAGGCAGGGUCCUCUUACUUAGAUCCUCAAAAGCAAGACACCUUCACACUUGUCGUCACUGUGAAGGACAUGGCAGGGCUGACAUCGAAUGCUUUCACCAGCAGCGCUGAUGUGAUCAUCACUGUGAAGGAGAGCCUGUGGAAAGCUCCCCCCACCAUCCGCAUCCAAGAAAACUCAACCCAGGUCCACCCUGUCAACAUCAGCCAGGUGCACUCAAAUGAGCCAGAUGUAAUUUAUGACCUUUUUGAAAAAGAAAAGCUGUCCAGGCUUCCAUUUUCCAUUGAUCAGAAUGGGGUUAUUUAUGUGACCGAACCUUUGGACAGGGAAAAAAAGGAUACUUAUACUUUCUUUGCGAUCACAAAAGAUAAAGAGGGAGAACUGGCGGACAAGCCUCUGCAGAUUCAUGUUAUUGUGGAAGACAUUAAUGACAAUCCCCCGGUGUGCCAGCAGGCCCUCACUGUAAUUGAAGUUCAAGAAAAUGAAGGAGGAGGAAGUAAUAUUGGCACCCUGUUUGCUACGGACAUGGAUGAGGAGGACACCCUUAACUCUCGUAUGCAGUUCAAAAUUGCAAGUCAGGUUCCUGAUGUUCCUGCAAGUAAUCUGUUCUUUAUUCAGCAAGACACUGGCAUUAUGCAGUUAAAUAGCCGUUCAUUAAACAAGCGCAUUGCAUCCAACUAUUCCUUGAAGGUGCUGGUGACAGAUGCAGCAUUCCAAACAAUCUGUGAUGUGCAAAUACAUGUCAUCGACAUCAAUGAUCAGAUUCCAAUCUUUGAAAAAUCAGAUUAUCACAAUGUGACUGUUGCAGAAAGUCUCCCGGUAGGAACAGUGAUAUUAGAAAUUCAAGCUACCGAUGGAGAC
Molecule: messenger RNA, 1431 nt
Organism: Balearica regulorum gibbericeps (East African grey crowned-crane)
Lineage: Eukaryota; Metazoa; Chordata; Aves; Gruiformes; Gruidae
Source: RefSeq, a predicted model, not a curated record